GGAGACGAAGAAGAAGCGCUUUUCUGGUGCAACGCGGCCGCUCCCACGUUAGCCGGAGAUCACCGAUCAUGGAUUAUUUGGAUUCCCGGCAGUCAGGAAUUCAUGCUGACCCAAGGCACUUCACGCACGAUUCUCCGUACGGAGAGUCAAGUAUUCAUUUACUCCGCGACAGUCAAGUCCACGCAGCCCAUGCAAGAGACUCCAGAGAGUAUUACACCUGGUUCAUGGGCAUCACCAGCGUGCUGUGCUGCAUCUGCUGCGUUGGCAUCAUCAUUUUUACUGCCACGUGGCUCUACGAGAACAACAACGCAGCAACCAUCGACGCUGGCAAGACGUUUUCAAGAAUACAGCCAAAGGUCUUCGCCACCGACACAGAUAUGGUGGUGCCCGCUCUGGCACCCCGGAUGUCACACAGCAGCAGCAGCAGCGCCACAGCCACCACUGCGACUGAAACGGGCGGAGACCCUGUGACAAAAACGGCCAAAAAUGCGCCAAAACCUGCGUCACCCAGGACGAAAAAACCCACAUCCACGAUGCCCGCGACUUCGGUCCCAUCCGUGACAAUAGAGACGUCUACGAAACACGUGACAUCGACGGCUGCCGUGGCAGCGACGGGCGUGGCAGCGACGGGCGUGGCAGCGACGGGCCUGCUGUUGUGCACGGUGGGCAACGAAAUAUCCACGUACAUCCAGUUGCCUGACGAGAAAUUGUGCCGCUACGUGUUUUACGAGUCCGUGGGGGAAGACGGUACCACAGGCAUCAUGGGUGACUUGGGUCCCGCGAGGAAAUUCGUCGAUCUGGCAAAAACGCACUCGAGCACGAAAUUCGGCAUCUCGUUCUACCCAAGAAGUGACAGCGAGUUCAUGAACUCUUUCUUGGAUGCCGACUUCCAGAAGGCACUGGACGCUCUGUGGCGGAACAAGAUCACGCACUUCGGCGCUCUCAGCAUAUACGGAGACCUUGUUGAGCUUGACGUCUUACGGAGAGUGCUGCAAGCACUGAAGUCCAUUUAUGGCCACCUUGUCCCGAAAGCAACUAGGAUUCGGAGUCCGAUGAUGGCACUCGGUGUCGCGCCAGACAACAUCAGCGCACUGGCCCAUCUUCCGGAGCUCAUGAUGACGGAAUAUGUUCCCCACCUCUUCGUGUCAAUCGCGCACCUUUCCGGCGUCGACACUUCGUCCUCAGAAUGUCUCAUUCUGCCGCCGUCCGUCUUCAUUGUUCCGCCAGGAGUGCACCCUUAUUACCCCCAUACUGUGAACGACUCUAUCCAACUGCUGCAGCAGGUCGCUCGCGCCACCACCGUUCCUUCGCUGGCACUGGCGUUCACUCUUCGAGCACGACUAUACGAGCCGGAGAAUCCAGAUCCGCGAAAUGUACGCAUCGGCAAUUACAGCGCCUUCAAGCCCUGCAAGCCGAAUUAUCUGUCGCAGUUCCGGCCACCAGCGUCGUUUUGCUCUGACGCAGAACUGUCCCGGAACUACCUAUACGACAGCAAACUCCACGUAUCCUUAACAUAUAGCAAGACGUCCAAGGUCACCGUGACCUUUGACAGCGAGAGAGCCCUGCGUGCAAAGAUAUGCGGCACCAAACCGAACGCCAAGGCACUUGCUUACCACAUCGCAGCGUAUGACAUUGACUACGAUGCUUCAUGGUCGAGCGCUUGUGUGUUCCUGACUCUGCGGGGACCCUACUACCGCCUCAAGCUCCUCUGCAAGCUGGAACACCUGCUCCUCAACGGAUACACGCAGAAAGGCUGCCGCAGUCGUGCCUUCAAUAUGUCGUCCGAUAACUGCGACGCCUAAAGAUACGCGACGGUUACGUCGGUGAUAUAGACAGUGAAAAGUAUGUCACUAAUAAGUAAAAGAUGCGCGCUCCUACGCGUUCCUCUGUUGUUCCCAGAUGUGACGCUUCUCCUUCGUUUUGCUAAAAGCAUUGCUUUGUUGCGGCAUUCCCGCCGAUACUGUCGUAUUUUGUAAAUGAUUCACACGCCGCAUUUAUUUCCAAAUGAAAUUACGGUGCCACUCCUUUGUAAUACACAUGCUACACGUACUAUUCUUUUUUAUUUAUGUUCUGAUUACCAAUUUCAACUCGGACCAAAAAUUACGCCGCA
Messenger RNA from Dermacentor albipictus, 2110 nucleotides. RefSeq lists its product as uncharacterized. The record is from RefSeq and is a predicted model, not a curated record. Lineage: Eukaryota; Metazoa; Arthropoda; Arachnida; Ixodida; Ixodidae.